AUGCCUCCGGAACCGAGGAUGACCGACCGGCCCUCUUAUUACACCAUGAAGACUUCAGGGCCAGUCCCAGCAGGAGUCAGCCCUCAGGGGCUUGCUCACCCUCACUCACGCACGACUUCGCAGUCAUACGUGACCAGCAAGCCAACAUCGACUUCGCCCUUGGCUUCACCUAAACCGCCGCACGGGGCCAGUAAUCAGCCGCACCGUCCACCCAAGCUCUCUCCGCCGACCUCCCGCGGCAGCCCCCAAAAUGACCGGGCGCCGAGCCCAAACUACUUUGGGCUCGCCGUCGACCCAGCCACCGCGGACCCGCGAGACUCAGCCCGGGUACCGCGUGAGAACUGGAGUUCGCCAUCUUCAUCCGUCAAAUCGUUUGCUGCCGCAAUACCGAAGCAACUACCACUGGACGCGAACCCCGAGUUCGAGGCAUUCAAGAAGCAAGUGGACGCGAACCGGGCGAAGGUGGGCUUCACGCUGUCCAACUCCAACUUCAACAUCAUCUCCGGAAGUGUUCACACCCCGUCCGCGUCGACCCCAUCUGCUCUGCAACGGCCGCGUCCUCCGAAAUGGCCCGUCCAGGGGAGUGAUGGCUCUGAUUUCCCGUUUGCCCAGGAGCCGAGGCUUGCCGCUGCGUCGCUCGGCCUCAGGGACGCCCCUGUCGGCAAGGCAGAUCGGGACGCUGACAGCCUGCACGGAGACUCGGCCUACGUGUCGGGGGACUCCGGGCGCAGCUCGUCGGUAUCUCUGGACCCUACAUCCCGUCUGGUCUCUCCACCCCAGCCGCAGCCGCCCUUCCCAGUUCCGGUUCCAGAAGGAUACGGCAUACCUCCGGCGGUCUCCGGAAUAGUUGGGCGACCGUCCCCCCAGCUGCUAGCUCGCAGCAGGAACGGCUCACUCUCUCCUGUCUCACCCCAACAGUCCGGGGCCGCCGCUGUCUCGCAGGCGCCAGGUGCGGGCGGGCCUAUGAUGUUAUCCCCAGCAGAACUGAAAGAGUUGUUGGAAAGGGAUGAGAAGGAUCAAAGUACGAAGCUCUUGCUGCUAGACCUCAGAGUUUCGCCACAAUUUGCGCAAGCGAGAGUACGCGGCGCUCUGAACCUCUGCAUCCCAACCACGCUUCUGAAGCGAGCGACUUUCAACCUACAGAAACUACAACAGACGUUCCAGGCGGACCGAGACCAGGACAAGUUCUCCAGGUGGCGCGAAGCCACCCACCUCGUCGUCUAUGAUGCCUCGUCCGCCGACCAACGAGACGCCGUCUCGGCCUUGAACAUGAUCAAGAAAUUCACGAACGAGGGUUAUUCGGGUCCUGCACGCAUAUUGCGUGGAGGAUUCAACGCCUUCGCAACCGCAUAUCCCAGUCUCAUCGAUAUCUCACCGCUCUCCGCUAGCGGGCCAUCGCCCGGCUUGUCUCUCGGGGGUAACUCCGUGUCCAAAGGUCUCCAGGCGAAUCUCCCACCGGUAUUUGGGGGUGUCCUUCUGCCCAACGCCGACGCCAAUCCAAGUCCGUUCUUCAACAACAUCCGGCAAAAUCAGGAUCUGGUCGAUGGUGUGGGACAAAUGGAGAUCGGGGUGCCUCCCGGCCUCGUCCAGCACAGCCUCCCGCGUUGGCUCCGGGAGGCAUCCGAAGCUAGUGACCGCGGCAAGAAGGUUUCGGAGAAAUUUCUGCGCAUCGAGCUCACGGAGCAGACCCGGAUGCGGGAGGCCUACUCGGUCGUCAAGUCGGUGGUUUCCGGAAGGGCGGCUGAGGAGGAAGCCACCAAAGUGCAGCUGUCUGGUAUAGAAAAGGGAGGGAAGAACAGGUACAAGGACAUUCUACCGUUCGAACACGCCAGAGUGAGGCUCCUGGGCCGCCCAGAAGGCGCCUGCGACUACGUCAAUGCCAGCCAUCUGCAAGCCAACCGUACGUACAAACGCUAUAUUGCCAGCCAAGGGCCAUUGCCGGCUACCUUCGAGGACUUCUGGUCAGUAGUCUGGGACAACGAUGUGAGGGUCAUCGUGAUGUUGACGGCCGAGUCCGAAGGCGGACAGUUGAAAUGCCACCCGUACUGGAAAGCCAUGGACUACGGCGCCAUCAAGCUGCGCGUGCUAUCCGAAAAGAAGAUCUCGCUGGACCUCGACAAGCGCCGAGACCCGACGAACACGACAGCAGCCGAAGACUCGACGACCUCGGCCCACACAUCGACCGCGGCUUCGGAUGCGGCCUUGCCGCCCGAGGUGGCCCGGAAACGCGCCCACACGACAACCACGCUGGAGUCUGGCACAGCGCAGUCGUCGAACCCCUUUGACCACCUCGCCUCGCAAGCCGCCCCGCCCGCUGAGACUCCCUUCGUCAUCAUCAGGAAAUUCGCGCUAAGCCAUGCGGCACACCCUUUCACUCCAAUACGCGAGAUCACGCAGCUCCACUACCCGUCAUGGCCCGAUUUCGGUGCUCCGGCGCAACCCAGCCACCUCCUCGCGCUCGUCGAGCUGGCCAACGCCAUGCAGCAUGCGUCGCUCCCGCUCUCGACAUCUGUGUCGCGAAAGAACAGUAUAGGCACUAGUGAUGGCGCGGCCACCAGCGAUGGGACCGCUCAUACCAACCCCGCCGGACUGACAAGGGCGGAGAGCGACACGAGUAGCCUGCCCGUGAGCUGGUACGAUGAGCCCGAGUCGAGCGAGAAUUCCCGGCCGAUGCUGGUGCACUGCUCGGCCGGGUGCGGCCGCACAGGCGCCUUCUGUACCGUCGACAGCGUCAUCGACAUGCUCAAGCGCCAGAGACUACACAUGAUACACCAACAUUCUGGCGGGAGUGGCGCUGCUGCUGCUUCCCGCCGUCCGGGAACUGCUGGACCGUCAAGGGAGUGCGAUGGUGAGGGGGACACCAUCAUGGAGGAGAUCGGGGCGUCAAGAACGGCGAACGGACCGGCACGAAAUAAGCCGGACAUCGACACAACUUGGCUGGAGGACGAUAGCAUAGACCUGAUUGCGCACACCGUAGAAGAUUUCCGCGGCCAGAGACUGAGCAUGGUGCAGAGCCUGCGCCAGUUUGUGCUCUGCUACGAGACGGUGCUCGAAUGGAUCCGGCGGCUCCAGGACUCUUCUGGUGCUGGUGUGGUCCAUCCCAGGGGCGGAAGAGGCAGACGUGCGACAUUAAACUUCUCUUAUUAG
Chaetomium strumarium is the source of this 3147-nucleotide messenger RNA. RefSeq lists its product as uncharacterized. Gene Ontology annotation, molecular function: protein tyrosine phosphatase activity. The coding region runs from base 1 to 3147 and encodes 1048 amino acids. Gene Ontology annotation, biological process: protein dephosphorylation. Lineage: Eukaryota; Fungi; Ascomycota; Sordariomycetes; Sordariales; Chaetomiaceae. The transcript has 2 exons. The record is from RefSeq and is a predicted model, not a curated record.